UAUCCUCCUCUUCCUGGUUGGGCUUCUCCUCCAAAAGCGGCUUCUUGGGGAACUCCUGCCUUUGGCUUUUCUUUCUUGGAGGAAAAGGAGAAAGAUCUGAGCCUGAGUUCUUGGAUUCAGAUGGAAGAAACUGGAGGGAAGAAGGCAGAAAGCUCCAUGUGGAUAUUUAGACAACUGCAUUAGAGUCUAGCAUUCCCUACCAUUUGAGGCUAGUAUUGUCCAAGCAUGAAAAUGGAGACCCGAAAAUACCUUACAAAUCUUAUACCAAGGCAGGUGUCACAGGAAGAGAGAGGGAGUUGCCAUGUUGAGGCGAUGGAGGCAUUCCUGCAAGAAAGACCAAGGGAGGUGAAACAGGAGCCCAACAAAGACUCUCUUCAGCAGUGGGAAACCCAAUGGCAGGAUUUCCUGAAGAGCGUGGAAGGUCCUGACCCAAACUGGGGGACCUCUGAGUCGAGGGAGGAGCCGUGGGAUGACACCAAAGCCUUCCUGGCCUCCUUUGAGCAAGUGGCCCAAGCCUGCCGGUGGCCCAAGGAAGAGUGGGUGCCCCGGCUCCUCCCAGCAUUGAGCGGAGAGGCCAAGCGGGCCUUCACUGGCUUGGAGGCCGAAAGCAGGGAGGAUUAUGAGAAAGUGAAGGCUGCCAUCUUGCAUGGGGACGCCAUGCGGCGGGAGGCGCAGCGGCAGUGUUUCCGGCGUUUCCGCUACCGGGAGGCCGAGGGGCCGAGAGGGGCUUAUGGCCAGCUUCAGGAACUGUGUUGCCGGUGGCUGAAAGCGGAAAGGCAUUCGAAGGAGCAGAUCCUGGAGCUGCUGAUCUUGGAGCAGUUCUUAGCUGUCCUUCCUCCAGAGAUAGAGGCCUGGGUCAAGGAAUGUGGUCCAGAGACUUGCUCCCAGGCGGUGGCCUUGGCGGAGGACUUCCUCCGGAAGCAGGGAGAGGAAGAGGCCAGGAGGCAGGCAAACCAGGUGCCGUUAGAGGAAGAGCAGACUGUGGGUUCUCCUGAAGCUGUUCAAGCCCUACCUGAGAUGGAGCAAAAGAAGCUUAGUGUGGAGACCAAAGAGGAAGAUGACGAUAGGGAUGCUGGACCCUUGGGUGAUGAAUGGAAAAGUGAGAAUGAGGGGCAACUAGGUGAGGAUUCCUCGGAAAGAACAGAGCAUGAAGCAUUGAAGGAGACUGUUUGGAGCCAAAAUGGGCCAGCGGGCCAAGAUGGAAGUCAUACAGGAGAGUCGGAACCCAAAUCCUUCCCAUUUCAGGUGGGAGACUCCCAAGAAAUCUCAAUCCAGCAGGAAAGGGAGAAAGAAAAAAGGGGGACUGCUUUCCCCAGUGUAUAUAAUAGAAUUCUCCCUGGGGACGAAUCCAUUUUAAUGUUAGAAACGACCUUCAGUCAGAGUGGAAACCUUACUGAAUGUGAAACGCUUUGUGAAGGGACGAGUUCCUACUUAUACCUGAAUCAAAGUAUUUCUGCAGAUGAGAGACAGUGUAUGAAUUCGGAUCUUGAUAAGAUGAAGCAUCCAAGAAUCAAAAAAGGGGAGAAGCUGUUUAAAUGCUUGGAAUGCGGGAAAUCCUUUGGUCGGAAGGCCCACGUCAAGUCACACCAGAUUAUCCACACUGGGGAGAAGCCUUAUCAGUGCUUGGAGUGUGGGAAGUGCUUUGGUCAGAGCUCCCACUUGCUUAGGCAUCAGAAGAGUCACAGGGGCGAGAAACCACACCGCAAUUUUGUCAGCAAGCCAAGUCUCAUUCAGCACCAAAGAAUUAACACGAGGGAGAAGCCCUAUAAAUGUACAGAGUGUGGAAAGAGUUUUGGACACCGUGGAAGCCUUAGCUUCCAUCAGCGGAUACACACAGGAGAGAAGCCAUAUACCUGCUCUGAAUGUGGCAAGAGUUUCUGCAAUCAGUCUAGCCUUGUCAGACAUAUGAGAAUUCACACCGGAGAGAAACCAUUCACCUGUUCAGAGUGUGGGAAGGGCUUCAGCCAAAGUUAUAGCCUGACUUUACAUCAGAGAAUCGAGGGCGAGAGAAGCUGCCACAGAAAAACUCAGCAUUUACUGAAUGCUGGCAUUGAUAGUCUUUUCUCCCAAUUCAACAAACAGUUUAGUGGCAUCUAAAAAAUAAAUACCCUAUAUCAGGCAUCCUCAAAGUUUUUAAGCAGAGAGUUAGUUCAUAGUCACUCAGACUGUUGGGAGACCCGGAUGGACUUUGGUUGGAAUAAAACCAUGAACGAAUGCUUAUGCACACUGCGUAUUUGUAGAGCAGAAUAAUAAUAAUAAUAAUAAUAAUAAUAAUAAUAAUAAUUUAUUUAUACCCUGCCACCAUCUCCCCAAGGGGACUCAGGGUGGCUUACAUGAGACCAAGCCCAACAAUACAGUAAAACAAAUAUACAACAUAGGAAUACAACAGUAAAAUAUAAAGAAAAUAAUACAAGAAACAAUAUAAAUAAGCACGACAUAACAAUAUUAAAACGCAAUAAUUGAACACAAAAAAAUUGAUCACAGUGGGCAGGGAAGGUUGCAAAGAUUAGAAGUUUAAAAGCACUGGGAGAGAGAGCAAUGUAAUGUAUCUGGACAGGGGAUCCAGCGGAUGAAAAUAGAGAUUAAUUGCACUAGCAGGUAAAUAAAGUGCUUCUAAGGGCAUUUUUGCAGAGUUUGGCCAGGUCAGGGAUUAUUGCUCAUUCAGUGAUUGAAGGCAAAACACAAAUGAGCAAUACAAUAUUUAAAAUGAAUAAUAAUUCUUACCAAAAUAAACCUGCCAGUAUUUUAGUGGGGUGUGGAUCUGCUUUUGGCUGAUGAGGUAGUCAAGUUAAUUAGGAUUGUUGUUGUUGUGUACUUUCAAGUUAUUUCAGAUUUAGGGAGGCCUUUAAAUUAAAGUUUAGGGUAACUGACCUUAGAGGAUCUUAUCAAGCUCUCUGGAAUUAGUUUGGGGACCCCUGCCCUAUAUACCCAUGUAUAAGUCUAAAAAUCCUAGUCAAAAAAUCAACCCAAAAUCCUGGAUUGAUUUAUCCACAUGUCAAUGUAAGUAGUGCACCCUACUUCUUAUAUAGAAAAGGGCCCAUCUCUGUAUCUGAGUAGAGUGGCAAAAGGCGAGAACUUAAUCCAUCCUUGGAGAAUCUAGAAGAAGCACUGCUCCUCUCUACCCUCAGCCAUGGCAUUGUUUAUGUCACUUUUCAAUGCUUGGAUAGGAUAUGUCGGGGGACCACAGAAAGGGUGUUUCUCCUUUAUGGACAAUUACUUAUCCAUGAGUGAUACCAGAAUCCAUAACUUUGGCUCCAAAACAUGUCCAUGCAUCAGAAAUGACGUGUGGAAGAGUAAACACAUAAAAUCCUUCGACCAACACGCACCAGAUUUAAGAAACGUCCCCUGAUCUAGGGUUUCCACCAUUGUGGGCAAAGCUUCUGUUAUCUGUCGCACCAGAUAUGCCACCAAAGAGCCCACACUGGAGAAACACCCUCUCUGUGCUUGGAUUGUGGAAAGUGCUUCAGCUAUGGAAUGACCUUCUUGACCACUGGAAACUUCACACAGGGGAGAACCCAUACCAAUGCUUAAUCUGUAGAAAGAACUUCAGCGACAUGUCACAGUUCGUGAUACACUAGAGGUUGUGGCAUAAUGUAAAAUAAACCACGUGUAGUUCAUGUUUGAUGUCCACAUAGUACCUUGCCAGAGAAAGAAAAUAUGCCAUGCAGAUAAACAGUAAAUAACAAGUAGUUUACUCUUUGCAGUUCAGAACAACAAUGUGAUCAGUUGUAUCAACUCACAUAAUGUCAUUUUAUGAGAGAUUUGAAAUGGUUUUUCUUUGUCCAUGUGGAUAAACUCCUUCAGCAGCACAUGAAGCGAGAGUACAUUCCAAACUCUGCCUCUCUCUGCUUCUCUCUUCAAAAUCCCUCUCUGUGCUUGCAUAGCUCAAGCCUGAACAAAAAUGCAGUAGUAACCAAAAGUCCCAGGCUCAGCUCCCCAGGCAUUGCCAGACCAAUCAACCUCAAGCAUCUUAUUUUACAGCUGACCCACACACUCACUGAUUCCUUGCAUGUUCCAACAGAGGUUGCCAUGAAAUAGAAUAGAAUAACUUUAUUGUGAUUGUACAAUGAAAUUAAAUGCUUUCCUCAGUGUACAUCUCAAAAGCAGCACACCCAUCCCUCCACACUCCAACCACCACCACACAGCCCCCAAUGCUUCACCAAUGCAAAACGAUGGAAUCCAAUAUAGUUACAGCUCUCAA
Anolis sagrei ordinatus is the source of this 4201-nucleotide messenger RNA. Its product is annotated as zinc finger and SCAN domain-containing protein 31-like. Gene Ontology annotation, molecular function: RNA polymerase II cis-regulatory region sequence-specific DNA binding; DNA-binding transcription factor activity, RNA polymerase II-specific. The record is from RefSeq and is a predicted model, not a curated record. Lineage: Eukaryota; Metazoa; Chordata; Lepidosauria; Squamata; Anolidae. Gene Ontology annotation, biological process: regulation of transcription by RNA polymerase II.